Messenger RNA from Belonocnema kinseyi, 408 nucleotides. RefSeq lists its product as uncharacterized. The coding region runs from base 1 to 408 and encodes 135 amino acids. Lineage: Eukaryota; Metazoa; Arthropoda; Insecta; Hymenoptera; Cynipidae. The record is from RefSeq and is a predicted model, not a curated record. The transcript has a single exon.
AUGGUCGGUCCAACAAUACAAGAUGAUCUUUAUUCUUUAAUAAUCCGUUUUCGCUUUCACAAUUACGUGCUCAUAGCAGACAUUGAGAAAAUGUACAGACAGUUCUUAAUUCGCGAAGAAGAUCGGCAGUAUCAAAGGAUUUUGUGGCCUAAAAAUGAUCAGAUAUUAGAAUAUUGUCUAAAUACGGUUACUUUUGAGUUUGAUCCAUCGUAUAUUUUAGCCAUACGGUGCUUGCAUCAAUUAGUUGAGGAUGAAGGUCAUGAUUUUCCUUUCGCGGCGAGUAUAUUGAAAAGGGAUUUGCAUGUGGAUAAUCUCAUUACUGGAGCUAACACAUGUGAAGAGGCGCGAGAGAUUUAUGAUCAAAUGACUAAACUCUUAAGUCGAGCUCAACUAAACAUGCGACAAUAA